AUGGAUUUUCUGAGUUUGGAUGAUUUCAAGAACAUAGAAGUUGAUCCCCAAUGGACUGCUUUUGAUUAUUUACUCAAGACUGUGGAGGUGGACCAAGAGAAAGCUGCAAAGAAACGGUCCCCCCUUGGCAAUGCAGGAGAAUCCAUGGGGAAGAAAAGGGAAAGACCAAGACAAAGAAGAGAAGAACAUGGCCGGCAGAAGAGAAGAGCCAGAGCCAUGGUAUUGGUCCCUCCUUGUGCUCCCCCAUUGUUGCCCCAGAGCUUCAGCCAACGCAUUGAAGAAAUGGGUGGAGGAAAUUUGGUUUUCGUGAUCGAGAAGAAACUGUUUUACUCGGACGUCAAUCCCCAAGCCAGCCGACUUUCCAUCCCCUUCUCACAAGUCCAAUCUCAUGCCUUCCUCACAGAGUCAGAGGCCCAACAUUUGGAGGGGAAGAAUAACACCAUUACAGCUCUCCUACUGGAACCAUCAAUGGUGAAAACUGAGGUCAACUUUAAAAAGUGGAUUAUGGGCAAGAGUGCAGCGUAUGUGAUUACAACAACUUGGAAUUCUGUGGUGAAGAACAAUGAACUGAAGGAUACAAGUGUUGUUCGGCUCUGGUCGUUCCGUGUCAACUCUGCUUUAUGCUUCGCACUUCAAAAGCUCUGA
Hibiscus syriacus is the source of this 645-nucleotide messenger RNA. RefSeq names its product B3 domain-containing protein At1g05920-like. Bases 1 to 645 code for a protein of 214 amino acids. Gene Ontology annotation, molecular function: DNA binding. The record is from RefSeq and is a predicted model, not a curated record. The transcript has a single exon. Lineage: Eukaryota; Viridiplantae; Streptophyta; Magnoliopsida; Malvales; Malvaceae.